ACUUUUGUGAGGUUUAUUGCGGUUUCUUACGAUACCUGAGAAAACUAGAGAGAGAGAGAGAGAAAGAGAAAGAAAGUGGGAUUGUUGGGAAGGCAAGAAGGGUUCAUCGUUUCUUCAUCGCCUCAAUUCUAACCCAUCUUCUGCUACUCUUUCUUCCUUCUCUCCGAUUCUCCAAUCAACCCAGUUAAGUUAACCCAACAUGGCCACGGCUGGAAACAAGAGUAUCAACGCUAAAUUGGUACUUCUAGGUGAUGUUGGUACAGGAAAAUCUAGCUUGGUGUUGAGAUUCGUGAAAGGACAAUUUAUUGAAUUUCAGGAAUCUACCAUUGGCGCUGCUUUCUUCUCACAAACGUUGGCUGUAGAUGAUGCGAAUGUUAAAUUUGAAAUAUGGGAUACGGCUGGUCAAGAGAGAUACCAUAGUCUUGCUCCAAUGUACUAUAGAGGAGCAGCAGCUGCUAUAGUUGUGUAUGAUAUCACGAACCAAGCCUCAUUUGAUCGUGCAAAGAAAUGGGUCCAAGAGCUUCAUUCUCAAGGUAAUUCAAACAUGGUCACUGCACUUGCUGGGAACAAGGCGGAUUUGUUGGAUGCAAGAACUGUUUCAACUGAGGAAGCAAAAGCUUAUGCACAAAAGAAUGGACUAUUCUUCAUGGAAACCUCGGCCAAAAAUGCCUCCAAUGUCAAUGACAUCUUCAAUGAAAUAGCGAAGAGACUUCCACGUCUGCAGCCUUCACCAAACCCUUCAGGGAUGGUUCUUGUGGACAGGCCAGCAGGGGCAGCAGCAGAUAGACCAGCAACAGCUUCUUGCUGCUCUUAAACCAUUUUUAUUAUACCUUUCAUCAUGCUCUGGUUUUCCUGAAUGUGUGAAUAUUCAGAUUUAUUGUGAACUUAUUUCUGAUGUUUAAUUGUUUGACAUUUGCAUAACAUGUUAUGUGAAAUUUGGCAAUUAUUCGGGAUACCCCAGACACAUGUACUAUAAAGUGUGGAAGCAUUUAUUUGUUUUACUUAAA
Messenger RNA from Impatiens glandulifera, 1007 nucleotides. Its product is annotated as ras-related protein RABF2b-like. Lineage: Eukaryota; Viridiplantae; Streptophyta; Magnoliopsida; Ericales; Balsaminaceae. The record is from RefSeq and is a predicted model, not a curated record. The transcript is spliced from 6 exons. The coding region runs from base 200 to 814 and encodes 204 amino acids. Gene Ontology annotation, molecular function: GTP binding; GTPase activity.